AUGCCGCGCGAGACGCAAGCCGAGGAGAACUUCACUCUUGACAGGUGUCCCGCCUGCGGGCGGAUGCGCUAUCUGAACCAUGACAUGGAAUUUCGAGUCUCGACGAUAUGCUACCAUGCCAUUUGCACGGUGUGCAUCCGCAACAACUUCCACCAGGGCCCCAGCAAAUGUCCGAUCAUGUCCUGCGGGAAGACCCUCCGCACCAAAGACUUCAAGAAAGCGUGGUUUCAGGACUUGGGCAUCCAGCGCGAAGUCGACAUUCGGCGACGCGUCGCCACGGUCUUCAACAAGGUAGAGGAGGACUUCCAAGAUCUCGACAGCUACAACGCGUAUCUGGAGGAUGUCGAGUGCUUGACGGACGACCUGGUCAAUGGAGACGACGACAAGAAGAAGCUUGCCGAACUCAAGUUGCAGCAGUGGGAGGCCGAGCACCGCGCCGAGAUCGAGAGGAACAGACGCUUGGCGAACGAGUCCGAAGCCACACGAAGAAAACGCAUGGCCGCCGAGGAGGCCCUCGCACAGCAGCGCCGCGAGCUGGAAAUACAAGAGGAAGCCGAGGAGAAGCUCAAGGAGCGCAAGUUCAGGGAGGAGAUGCUGGACUCCUUACAGCAAGGCGAGCAGGGCAAGGCGAACGAGGCGGUCAACAAGAUCCUGCUCAAGAAACGAGGACAGCACAAGAAGGAUGUUGCCAUGGAAGCUGCUGGCGCGCCCGCAUUGUCGAUACGCGGUCUGGUCGAUAAGAAGAGAACAGCCGCGGUCGUCGACGAAGGCCCGUACGACCCAUUCAUGGGGCUGGAUCUUUUACCUACGCGGGUGGACGUUUCAAAGGAGCGCUUGGCCCAGUACGACAACGAUACCCUGAAAAAGGUCAAAAUGGACGACGCUUGGAAGGCCGGAGGUUACAGUGCCGAGGAAUACCUCUCCAGAGCGCUGUUCGAGGCAUUCGCAGGCCUGGGUGUAUUCGUUGACGAAGAAAUGGGCGAGCGCGGCGUGUCGACGCAAGGAGCUGCGCAGGCCGCCGCUACGGGCGUCACGGGAGGGAAGAUGGACAUUGAUUGA
Molecule: messenger RNA, 1059 nt
Organism: Emericellopsis atlantica
Lineage: Eukaryota; Fungi; Ascomycota; Sordariomycetes; Hypocreales; Bionectriaceae
Product: CDK-activating kinase assembly factor MAT1-domain-containing protein
Exons: 1
Coding region: 1-1059 (352 amino acids)
Biological process (GO): DNA repair; regulation of cyclin-dependent protein serine/threonine kinase activity; regulation of transcription by RNA polymerase II
Cellular component (GO): transcription factor TFIIH holo complex
Source: RefSeq, a predicted model, not a curated record